This is a messenger RNA of Hyphopichia burtonii NRRL Y-1933, 968 nucleotides long. RefSeq lists its product as uncharacterized. The transcript has a single exon. Bases 11 to 949 code for a protein of 312 amino acids. Gene Ontology annotation, cellular component: CTDK-1 complex. Gene Ontology annotation, biological process: positive regulation of DNA-templated transcription, elongation; positive regulation of transcription by RNA polymerase I. The record is from RefSeq and is a predicted model, not a curated record. Lineage: Eukaryota; Fungi; Ascomycota; Pichiomycetes; Serinales; Debaryomycetaceae.
CGCUGGUAACAUGGACUCCUUUGAGGCAAGCACUAAGCUUAACCAGAUACUAAGAAGCUUAACCCCUUCUCUUCAAAACUUGACCCGAGCUGCUCAUUUUGCUUUGAAAAAUGCUGAAAGUGAAGACUACUUAUUUCACUCAAUAAUCGAUUCAAUAAACGAUGAUGCAGUUGAAUUAAAUACUAAAUCAACCAUAUUUCAAUUCAUUGAAGUGUUGAUUCACGAAUCUACUGCUGUUUCAGAACAACCAAAGUCACACUACAAUUAUCCUUAUAUUCAUAGCGUUAAAAACUCCUUACCUCGAAUUUUAUUAAAAGUUUUACCAGGGUCCAAUAUAACAAGUUUGCACAAUAUCUAUACCAGUUUGAAAAACAUUUCUAAAACAUUCAAAAUCGAUUACGAUGAUUAUGAACUCAAAUAUAAUUCGAUCCAAAAUCAAUUCAAUGCAGAUGACUUGAAAAAUUUGGAUUUAAAUAUUCCUUACCCAGAAGUAGAAUUAGAAGACGAACCUUCUAAUAAUAUUGACCCAUUAAUACUUACUUGGGAGUUGCUUAUUAAAAAGAAGAAACAAAGCCAAUAUGAAAGACUUAGAUUACUAAAACAUGGCGAAUACUUAGAUGCCCCAUUAGAAGAAGACGAAUUAUUCAAUGUUAGAAUUAACAAACCUAAUACGAAACCCCCAACUACUAAACCAGAUACAAACCUUCUUACCAAAAAGCAAAUCUUAAUGAGAAUGGAAGACGACCGUGAAACUUAUAAAAGAUCUAAAGAAACCUUAUGGACCGUCAACCGACCUAAAGACUCAAACUUUGUUAGUGAAGAUGAAUUCUUGGUGCAUUACUGGAACAAAAUUAAUCCAAUGGAUGAAGAUGAAGAUAAAGCCUUAUUGGAUACCUUCGAUGAAUUAAAUAAUAUGAUUGCUACUAGCUAUAAAGAUAAACAAUUUUAAAUAGUUUUGAUGGCCUAAC